Molecule: messenger RNA, 1737 nt
Organism: Corapipo altera (White-ruffed manakin)
Lineage: Eukaryota; Metazoa; Chordata; Aves; Passeriformes; Pipridae
Product: histone-lysine N-methyltransferase SETDB1-like
Exons: 11
Coding region: 118-1737 (539 amino acids)
Biological process (GO): negative regulation of gene expression; heterochromatin organization
Cellular component (GO): nucleus
Molecular function (GO): histone H3K9 methyltransferase activity
Source: RefSeq, a predicted model, not a curated record
GGGGGCGGUGGUGGGGGGUCAUUGGGACGGGGAGGGGGUGUUGCCUGCCCUCCCUCUCCCUCACCCGCCUCCCCUCCCCUGAUCUCCCUCGCCUGUUCUGCUCUGAGGGCAGCAGAGAUGGACACCCAGGACAUUGAAGAGCUGCAGCAGGAGGUGGUGGAGGAGCUGGGAAUCUCCCUGCAGGAGCUGCAGGAGAUCAUCGACAAGGAGGUGGAGAACUCCGAGUGGGUGAGGCAGCGAAAGCAGCAGCUGGAGGAGCUGGAGAAGUGUGUGAGGCACAAGGAGGAGGAGGCGGCUCACGUUGACCAGCUCAUCGACAAUGCCACGAGAGCCAUCGACAAGUGCGAGACGUUGGCCAAGGAGUUGUACUCCAUGAUGGGCCUCCAGUACCGGGAGAGCAGCUCCGAGGACGAGGCCCCGGCGGCCACGGAAGUGAUCGAGAUCCCGGACGAGGAGGACGACGACGUCAUGAGCGUGGACUCGGGCUGGAAGCACAGCACCAGCAGCUCCAGAAUCUCCAAAGAUCAGAGUCUGCUGCAGGAAGCAAUGGCUGCCAUGAGGAGAUCAGCCCGGGAUGUUGCCAAAUUCAUGGAUGCUGUGAACAAGAAAACAAGCUCCCAGGAAGCACAAAAAGAGGCACAGCCCCCUCAGCCAUGUCCUGGCACUGCCCAGCCCGUUGUCCCCGCGGCCCCUGGGGAUGAUCUCAACACUGACGGGGAUCUCAAAGUGGGAAUGAGGAUUUUGGGCAAGAAAAGAACCAAAACGUGGCACAAAGGGACCUUGAUUGCCAUCAAACCAGUCGGUGCUGGCAAGAAAUACAAAGUGAAAUUUGAUAACAAGGGGAAGAGUUUGCUCUCGGGCAACCACAUUGCCUACGACUACCACCCGUGUCCUGAGGGGCACCACGUGGGCAGCAGGGUGGUGGCCAGGUACAAGGAUGGCAAUCAGAUGUGGCUCUAUGCUGGCAUCGUGGCUGAGACCCCCAAUGUCAAGAACAAAGACAGGUUCCUGAUCUUCUUCGACGACGGCUACGCGUCGUACGUGAAGGAGUGGGAGCUGUACCCCGUCUGUCGGCCACUGGAAAAAAGCUGGGAAGACAUUGAGGAUGUUUCCUGUCGGGAUUUCAUCGAGGAAUACAUCACUGCCUACCCCAACCGGCCCAUGGUGCUGCUGAAGAACGGGCAGCUCAUCAAAACCGAGUGGGAAGGGACCUGGUGGAAAUCCAGGGUGGAAGAAGUGGAUGGAAGUCUGGUCAAAAUCCUCUUCCUGGAACCUCUUCCCAUGGGAAGUGGGAGCGUGUCCUACUCCCUCCUGCAGGAGGAUAAACGGUGUGAGUGGAUUUACCGUGGCUCCACACGCCUCGAGCCCAUGUUCAGCAUGAAAACCUCCACAGCUUCCACCCAGGAAAAGAAGCAAAGUGGGCAAACCAGGACUCGGCCCAAUGUCGGUGCUGUGAGGAGCAAAGGCCCUGUGGUCCAGUACACCCAGGAUUUAGCAGGAGCUGGUCCCCAGUACAAACCCCCGGAGCAGCUCCCGGCUGCUUCCUCUGUGUCCCCUCAGCCUGCAGAGAUGGAAUGCUCUGACAGCCAGCUGGCCCAGUCCAGGAAGCAGGUGGCCAAGAAAAGCACUUCCUUCCGUCCUGGCUCGGUGGGCUCCGGGCACUCGUCCCCUUCCUCCCCCGUCCUCGGCGACGCUGCGGCUCCGGGAAGGGGCAGCGCGGCCCCGCAGCACCGGUGA